UUUUUAGGUACCGCACCUGUUGUACCAUUUAUGCCAACAUUGGCUAAACAAUUAGGCUAUUCCAGUGUGGUGGUGGGCACAAUGUACACAGUAUUGCCUAUAAUAGGCAUGUUAGCAAAACCAAUAUUUGGUUUUAUAGCAGAUCGUUAUCAACGUCAUCGCAUGUUAUUUAUUAUCUCCGAAAUUUUAACCGCCAUUGCCUUCUUUCUCAUCAUGUUUACACCCGCCAUACCCAAAGAACCAAUAGCUGUAGAAUUCCAUUGUCAUGCCGGAGUAACCGAUUUACGUUACUGUUCUGAAUUUGAUAAAUGUAUGAAUAAUGAACUACAAGAACAUUAUGCCAAUCAAACGCUCAAUUGCAAACUUCACUGUCAAGCUAAACCCUUUAUGUGGGAUAUAAUAUGUGAAAAUUGGUUAAAUAAUACAGAUUGUACACCAAAUACUACCACAACUAUGGACAUAACCACCUAUGUAGAUAUGGGUCAAAUGGAGGUGGAGAGUUCGUGUAUGUUCUUUAUGAUACCACAUCUUAAAGGCUCAAUAAAUGAUAAAAAUGUUACCAUGUUUUGUCCGAGUAAUAAGGAAUAUUUUAAUGCUUCCUGUAGUUUAGAUUGUAAUGAUGAAUUUCUUGAUAGUAAAUUGGGUUUAAGUCCAGUUAUUAAUAAUAAAGCGGCUAUGGGUUUAUAUCAAUUCUGGUGGUUCUUUGCUAUGUUAAUAAUAUCAUGGAUUGGCAUGGCGGCGGUAGUUAGUAUAGGUGAUGCUAUUUGUUUUGGCAUCUUGGGAGAGCGUGCACAUUUGUAUGGUAAACAGCGUUUAUAUGGUUCUGUGGGUUGGGGUAUAUUUUCCAUAAUUGCGGGCGUUUUAGUGGAUAAAAUGUCUAAGGGUGUAGAUAAGGAUUAUACUAUAGUAUUCUGGAUGACUUUGGUGAUAAUUGCUUUGGAUGUGGUGGCUUCAAUGAAGUUAAGGCACACACAAACUCAUCUCUCUCCCAAUAUCCUAAAAGAUGUUGGUCAAAUGUUCCUUUCCGUACGUUGUGUCGUCUUCUUUAUAUGGUGCGUUUUUAUUGGUCUCGGUACAGCUUUAAUAUGGAAUUUUCUAUUUUGGCAUUUAGAAGAAUUGGCCGGUUGUGAAGAGACCUCUAUGAAAACUUUACAGGGAGCUGUAAUGGCCAUACAAUGUUUUUGUGGUGAGCUACCGUUUUUCUUUUUCUCCGGUUGGAUUUUAAAGAAAAUUGGUCAUGUCAAUGCCAUGAGUCUAGUGCUAUUCGGUUUUGGUGUACGUUUUAUUUUAUACUCUAUGCUGCAAGAUCCCUGGUAUGUUUUACCAAUUGAACUAAUGAAUGGUAUAACAUUUGGUUUAUUCUAUGCCACUAUGGCUUCAUAUGCCAGUAUAGUGGCACCACCAGGUACAGAAACUACCAUGCAGGGUUUGGUGGGUGCUAUUUUCGAAGGUGUGGGUGUUUCCAUGGGCAGCUUUAUAGGCGGUUUACUAUUUGAAUCGGUAGGCCCUGGUCAUACCUUUGAAAUCUUUGGUGUUAGUGCCUUUAUAGCCUUUAUUGUACAUGUUUGUUUGCAAAUGUAUUUGCAACGUCAUCACGCUAGUUCAGAUAGUGAUAAUGGAAUCGUUAAAUAUUUAGCGCCUACUGAUGCCAUGCAUAUGCUUAACGAUCAAGAAUAUAUAAUAACGUAGAUAAAUGUGUUUGUAUGUGUGUGCUUGUGUGAUCUUGUAAUUUAGAUAUAUGGAUGUGGACUGUGUUAUUUUAAUUAAAUAUAUAUUAUUUUUUCUUAAAAAUUUAAAUUAUGUAAAAGGUAUUAUUAUUAUUGUUUACGUUUUAUUAAGAACAAAAAUUAAUUGCUAGGAUUUAAUGGAAAUUAUUACACUAGUAAACAAAAAGCAUGUAAUUUAUAUUUAUUUAUAAUUUUUCUUUUUUUUUAACAAAAUUUUUAAAAUAUUUGUCUAAAGCUAAGUUUAACUAACGAAUUUUUGUUUUUAUUUAAAAUAAUUUCUUUUUCUAAUUAAGUAAACAUUUUAUUCCAACUGCAUGUAAAAACUGGUCAUUUUUUUAAAAAGUAUUUUUUUUCUAUUU
Lucilia cuprina (Australian sheep blowfly) is the source of this 2086-nucleotide messenger RNA. RefSeq names its product major facilitator superfamily domain-containing protein 6-B (gene Sugb). The transcript has 5 exons. The annotation marks the transcript as partial. The record is from RefSeq and is a predicted model, not a curated record. Gene Ontology annotation, cellular component: membrane. NCBI's taxonomy places the organism in Eukaryota, Metazoa, Arthropoda, Insecta, Diptera, Calliphoridae.